Molecule: messenger RNA, 2889 nt
Organism: Capra hircus (goat)
Lineage: Eukaryota; Metazoa; Chordata; Mammalia; Artiodactyla; Bovidae
Product: olfactory receptor 11G2
Exons: 1
Coding region: 545-1480 (311 amino acids)
Biological process (GO): G protein-coupled receptor signaling pathway
Cellular component (GO): membrane
Molecular function (GO): olfactory receptor activity; G protein-coupled receptor activity
Source: RefSeq, a predicted model, not a curated record
UAUUAAAUUAAACAGAUGCUUACCCCUAAAUGAAAUUUCAGGAACCCCAGCAGAACAACCCUGGUCAAAAAUACCUAAGCAUUAUAAGUAACAAUUGUUUUUAAUUGAUCAUAAAAAAGCUACAUUCCUCUGAAUUAGUACUGGACUUAUAAUCAUUUUUAGAAACCACAAAGGACCUUUAUACGUAGCAGAAUUGUUCUUCUCUGUCCCUAUUUUUCUGAGAAAUUAGAUAGGCAGUAGGACGGUAGGUAGCUAGGUAGUAGAUAGAUAGACAGUGAGAUUCUCUAUUAAGAACAAAGUCUAAUGUUCAAAUACCUCUACCACACUUUCCUUCAAGAGUUUACCAAUUCUGAUCAAAUAUUUUCUUAAAUCCAUGAUGAAAAUGUGAAUGAGAACAGUUAACCCAGUUUACAAGGGGAAAAAUAGCUAUUAAUAUACAAAUCUCUAUUUACUUUUCCAAGAUGAUUUAAAUAUAAAUUUGGGUCCUCAUAUCUCUAUACAAACUCAUUUGAUAUUUGCUGGUCCUUUCACAGCUCGCAAACUCAUGAAAAUCUCCAACACGCCCAACACCUCCAGCAUCAUCACUGGCUUCAUCCUCUUGGGCUUCCCUUGCCCCAGGGAGGGGCAGAUUCUCCUCUUUGUGCUCUUCUCUGCUGUCUACCUCCUGACCCUCAUGGGCAACGGUUCUAUCAUCUGUGCUGUGUGCUGGGAUCAGAGACUCCACACCCCCAUGUACAUCCUGCUUGCCAACUUCUCCUUCCUGGAGAUCUGGUAUGUCACCUCCACUGUCCCCAACAUGUUGGCCAACUUCCUCUCUGACAAGCAGCUCAUCUCCUUCUCUGGGUGCCUUCUCCAGUUUUACUUUUUCUUCUCCUUGGGUUCUACAGAAUGCUUUUUCUUGGCUAUUAUGGCAUUUGAUCGAUACCUUGCCAUCUGCUGGCCUCUACACUACCCCACUCUCAUGACUGGACGUCUCUGUGCCAAUCUUGUGAUCAGCUGCUGGGUACUUGGUUUCCUCUGGUUCUUGAUUCCCAUCUUCAUCAUCUCCCAAAUGUCUUUCUGUGGAUCUGGGAUCAUUGACCACUUCCUGUGUGACCCAGGUCCUCUUCUAGCACUCACUUGCGAAAAAGCUCCUGUGAUAGAGCUUGUCUUCUCCACUUUGACUCCUGUGCCCCUCAUCGUUCCGUUUCUCUUCAUCAUGGGGUCUUAUGCUCUGGUCCUGAGAGCUGUAUUGAGAGUCCCUUCAGCAGCUGGGCGAAAAAAGGCUUUCUCCACCUGCGGGUCUCAUCUGGCUGUGGUCUCACUGUUCUAUGGCUCAGUCCUCGUAAUGUAUGGGAGCCCAACAUCUGAGCAUGAAGCUGGGAUGCAGAAGAUCGUGACUCUGUUUUAUUCUGCUGUGACUCCACUUCUUAACCCUGUAAUAUAUAGUCUUAGAAACAAAGAUAUGAAAAAGGCCCUACAGAAAUUUCUUAGACUAUAAAAAGUGUUAAUCAAAAGAGUUCUUGAGCAAUUAGAGACCUAAAUUGUGUUUACCUCAUUUUCAGGUUUUAAAAAAAAUGUAUUUUUUUUCUUCAGAUAAUCAUUCACCCUAAUAUUGACUAAAAUUUCAGUCACCUGUGAACAUGUAUCUGUUGCUUAUUUAUUCUCUUGGUUCUUGCUCAUUUGUCCCGUUUCUUUCUUUUUUUUUUUUUCUUUGUCCUGUUUCUUAUAUACCUCAUUUUUUCCCAAAUGCUGAACAUUAUAUUUUAAAAUUUUUUAAAUAAUGUAGUAAAGAAGGUUUUCUUUUACCAGAAGAUAGAAUAAAAUAGAUUACUUUGAUCUUAUUUAAGGAGUAUUUAUUUUAAGGUGUAAUAAAAAUAGUCUAAAACAGCUUUGCUCCUACUUCUGGGAUGUGAUCCUUAGUCAGGAACAUGACCAUUCUGAGAUUUCAAUCACACACCUGAACUGUUUUCAGGACACCUUCACCUUAGAGAUCCCUGACUUUCUAUGCCUAUAUUCUGAAACCCAUGACUCCUAAGACCUCCACUCAGCUCUUUAAACUCCCAGUUUCUUCUUUCUGCUAGACUUCUUGAAAUCUCAUCUUGCACAAGAAUGACUGAGAAAUCAAAAAAUGCCCAGAAAAGAAACUACGUCACAUUUUGACCCUCGCUUCUCUGUGGUCCUCCUGUCUCCAGUAUUUUUUCUCAAACACCAGUUUCUCUGGCAGCCACAAACACCAAAUCCCUUAUAUCCUUAGUUCAAUGAAACUACUGCUUUCUGUUGAGACUUCUUCUUCCUUCUCGCUGUUCUUUCUCAGAUACCUCCAUGUCCCCAUACUCCCCAGUGCAGUGAUUAUCAUCCUAGGGGAGAAACACUCAAGGUAAACGUGGAGCUCCUCUUCUUAUUCCUCCCUUCCCUGGAAUUAUAGCCCCUGAAGUCAUGUCUGUGGACUUCUCUCUAGUGCCUUCAAAGGCUUGCUUUAUGUCAUUUCUCCAGAUUUUGUAGUUACUUUUAGUAGAAGGGUAAGUUUAAUCCAAGCUGAUUAGUCAUGACUAUAACCAUAAGUUGUUUUCUAUUACCGCUAAGUUCCAUACUUUCUCACUUCUCCCCUCACUUUCAGAAGAUGAUUUUGUAGCAUAAUCAUGCAAAAACCCACAAAUCAGAGACAAGUGAAUACAGGGACUGGCAUAAACAUGCAAAGGCCUGAUUUUCUUUUCACUGCAAGCACCUCCAGAUUCCUGAGUGUUCUACCCUGCAAACAAGGUGGGCAAGGAGAAGGGUUAAUUUCAAUAAAAUAAGGAAAACCAGUAACCCAGAGACAAUUUAGGCCUAAUUCUUUUAAGGGAGAGGUGCUCAAGAAUUGUUCAGUUCAGUUCAUUUCAGUCGCUCAAUCAAGUCCGACACUUUGCG